Molecule: messenger RNA, 2856 nt
Organism: Pan troglodytes (chimpanzee)
Lineage: Eukaryota; Metazoa; Chordata; Mammalia; Primates; Hominidae
Gene: CACFD1
Product: calcium channel flower domain containing 1
Exons: 6
Coding region: 119-820 (233 amino acids)
Biological process (GO): vesicle-mediated transport
Cellular component (GO): membrane
Source: RefSeq, a predicted model, not a curated record
GAAAGCCCCGCCCCCUAUGCUAAUAUGCUCCCUCUCCCAGAAGGCAGCGCGCCGGCUCGGACGCGGCCGGCUACCGAGCCCUUUGUGAGGGCUGUGAGCUGCGCCUGACGGUGGCACCAUGAGCAGCUCAGGUGGGGCGCCCGGGGCGUCCGCCAGCUCUGCGCCGCCCGCGCAGGAAGAGGGCAUGACGUGGUGGUACCGCUGGCUGUGUCGCCUGUCUGGGGUGCUGGGGGCAGUCUCUUGCGCGAUCUCUGGCCUCUUCAACUGCAUCACCAUCCACCCUCUGAACAUCGCGGCCGGCGUGUGGAUGAUCAUGAAUGCCUUCAUCUUGUUGCUGUGUGAGGCGCCCUUCUGCUGCCAGUUCAUCGAGUUUGCAAACACAGUGGCGGAGAAGGUGGACCGGCUGCGCUCCUGGCAGAAGGCUGUCUUCUACUGCGGGAUGGCGGUCGUUCCCAUCGUCAUCAGCCUGACCCUGACCACGCUGCUGGGCAACGCCAUCGCCUUUGCUACGGGGGUGCUGUACGGACUCUCUGCUCUGGGCAAAAAAGCCCAGACUGAGGCUGGUUCCUUCUCAGCCCAGCAUCCCAGGGAGCCUGGGCCACUCUCAGAGGGGACAAGACAGGCCUUUGCCACCCCAGCAGUUGUCUCUGGGGAAAUCAGAAUGCCUGCAGGGGCGAUGCGAUCUCCUAUGCCAGGAUCCAGCAGCAGAGGCAGCAGGCGGAUGAGGAGAAGCUCGCGGAGACCCUGGAGGGGGAGCUGUGAAGGGCUGGGCGCCCCUCCCUCCCUGUCCCCUCUUCUGGCUCUGUGUGGGUCCAAGUGAGGCCUGGACUGUCCACGCUGAGGCACAGCCUGGAGAGGGGCCUUUGCACGUGUCCCUACACCUGGAGUCCUCUGCUCCUUUCUCCAGACUGGCUUAAGCCAGGAGCCACUGGCUGCUGGUGUGAGGGUCUGGGCUGCUGGCCUUGAGGCAGAGCCUGCAGCAGCUGUGUGGACACCACCCGGCCCUGCUUCUCUGCUGGGUGGGUCUGCAGACCUCACACCACAGACAGGGCUGCCAGUGACCUGCCGUGACCUGGGAGCAGCUUCCCCUGGAGAUGCUGGUCCUGGCUUGAGGGGAGGGGCAAGUGGGACCCUGCCACCUGGGCACUGAGCAGAGGGACCUCCCCCAGCUCUCUUAGCAGGUGGAGCCCCAGGGCCUGGGACAGCCUGCCGCUGCCAGCAACCUCCCACUGCUGCCUAGGGUGCAGCGCCCACUGUCACCCUGCCUUCUGAAGAAGCCCAUAGGGCUCCUAAGGUGCACCCCGGUACCUGGAACUGCAGCCUUGGCAGUGACUGGACAGCUGGGUGGGGGAUGCUCCCUGCUGGCCCUGGGAACCUUGGACAGGCCACCUCAAGGCCCCUCGGCUGCCCCUCCUCCCUGGGCCUGCUGGGGUCCCUCGGUUCUGCCCAUCACCCCCCGCCCCUGCUGGCCUUGGUGCUAAGGAAGUGGGGAGAGCAGGCUCUCCCUGGCACCCCUGAGGGUGCCCACCCUCUCCCUGGUGUGGCCCCGUCAAUGUCAGCCACAGCCCAGCCCCAUUAGUGGGUUAGUGGGUCUGACCUCAGCCCCACUCAGGUGCUCCUGCUGGCCUGCCCAAGCCCUGCCCUCAGGGAGCUUCUGCCUUUUAAGAACUGGGCAGAGGCCACAGUCACCUUCCCACACAGAGCUGUCCCCACUGCCCUGGGUGCCAGGCUGUCCGGAGCCAGUCCUACCCAGGGAGGAUGCAGAGAGCUGGUGCCCAGGAUGUGCAUCCCCGUAUUCCCUCUGCCCCGUGGCCUCAGCCCGCUGGCCUCUCUGACCCCCGUGAGGCUGGCUCUCAGCCAUCGGGCAGGUGCCUGGUCAGGCCUGGCUUAGCCCAGGUGGGGCUUGGCAGAAGCGGGCGGGUGUGGAAGAUAUUCCAUCUGGGGCCAACCCCAGGCUGGGCCUGCGCUGAGCUUCUGGAGCGCAGGUACUGGGUCUUGCUAAGUGAAUGUUUCCCAGGAACACCUCUCGGGCCCAUCUGCGUCUGAGGCUGGGAGUGGCAUCUGAGGCCAGGAGUGGCAGGCUGGUGGGCUGGGCGUGGGGUUCUCUGGGCCCUGCCCAGUACUGCCCUGGGGACUUGGUGGGCUCCUGGGUCAGCAGCAUCCCACCCCUGGGAGUCUGGCCAGCUGAGCCCCAGGGUGGCAGGGGCAUUAUAGCCUGGUGGACAUGUGCCUUCAGGGUUCCUCCGGGGCCACCUUCCUCAGGCCAGUGCUGGGUUCAAAGGGCUGUGUGUGUGUGUGUGUGUGUGUGUGUGUAUGUGUAUGUAUAUGUGUGUGGGUGCACACAUCUGUCCCAUGUAUGCAGUGAGACCUGUCUACCUCCCACAAGGAGCAAGGGCUCUGCCCGCCCUCUGCUCAUUCCUACCCAGGUAGUGGGACCCCGGGCCCCCUUCUGCCUGGCUUGCCUGCUGCUGCCCUUGCCAGAGGGGUCUCACUGACAGCCAGAGACAGCAGGAGAAGGGUUGGCUGUGGAUCAAGGAAGGCUGCCCCUGUACCCUGUGGGGAGAUGGUGGGUGCAUGGCUGGAUGCAGAGGUGGAAGGCCCUGGGCCACAGGCGAGAGUGGGCGGGUCACCUGUCCCAGGUUCCCAGCAAGUCUGCAGCUGUGCAGUCCUGGGGUCCCUGACCCUGUCGCCCAGGGGGCGUGCUGUCCAGCAGGGGCCCUGCCUUGCAAGGAACGUCUCUUCCGGCGGCCGGGCCGCUCCUGCCUGGUCUGGGCUGUGUGUGGCGCCCUUUCCUCCUUGUUUGUUCCUCUGUGUUCUGUGUGCGUCUUGAGCAAUAAAGCGUGGCCGUGGCUCGCG